Molecule: messenger RNA, 894 nt
Organism: Poecile atricapillus (Black-capped chickadee)
Lineage: Eukaryota; Metazoa; Chordata; Aves; Passeriformes; Paridae
Gene: CPSF4L
Product: cleavage and polyadenylation specific factor 4 like
Exons: 7
Coding region: 1-786 (261 amino acids)
Molecular function (GO): RNA binding; metal ion binding
Source: RefSeq, a predicted model, not a curated record
AUGAUGCAGGAGCUGGUGGCUGGCGUGGAGAAGAUCAGGUUUGACUCGGAGGCUGACGUGGAGGAGCUCGGAGCUCGACCCCUGCCCUUCCUGGGGAGGGCUGUGCAGGGACACAGGGGACAGGCUGGCUGUGACAGGGCUCUCCCAGGUGUCCAGGGCCACCCCCGGCCCGGCGGGGCCAAGCCCGCGGUGUGCAAACAUUGGCUGCGAGGGCUCUGCAAGAGGGGCGACGGCUGCGGCUUCCUGCACGACUCGGAUGCCAGCAGGAUGCCCGAGUGCUGCUUCUACUCCAAGUUCGGUGAGUGCAGCAACAAGGACUGUCCCUUCCUGCACCUCGAUGGCACCGCCAGCACCGUGGGCUGUCCCUGGUACGACCGAGGCUUCUGCAGGCACGGUCCCCUGUGCAAGUACAAGCACACCAGGAGGGUGAUGUGUGCCAACUACCUGGUGGGCUUCUGCCCCGAGGGACCCAAGUGCAAAUUCGUGCACCUCAAGGCCGGGCUGAUGACGAGCAGCACAGACCCAGCCAAGGAAGCUGGAUAUCCAUGGGGGCUGCUACAGCGGGAUCUGGCUGCUGCAGAGGACAUGGGAGGUGAGGAUGAGCCACCCAAGGAGCCACCUCCACGUGGCACCCAGCACCUGGCAGCUCCUCUGUGGGACACCAGCUGCUGCCCCCAGAGCCCACAGAGCCCGAUGGAAGGAGGCACCUGCUCCAAGAGCGGAUCAGGCAGUCCCUGUGCCAGUGAGAGCGGGAGGACUGCGCUGGGAAUGCUGCUGGGAGAGUGACUCCAGCGCUGCCACACGGCUCAGGGAAGGAGGACACGACGGAACACGAUGGACACGGCACCGGGGCAGCGGCUGGACUAGGGAAGGCAGCAGGGUUUGGCCAGCACC